Messenger RNA from Sinocyclocheilus anshuiensis, 1629 nucleotides. RefSeq names its product paired box 8 (gene pax8). NCBI's taxonomy places the organism in Eukaryota, Metazoa, Chordata, Actinopteri, Cypriniformes, Cyprinidae. Gene Ontology annotation, molecular function: DNA-binding transcription factor activity, RNA polymerase II-specific; RNA polymerase II cis-regulatory region sequence-specific DNA binding. The transcript has 11 exons. Bases 74 to 1393 code for a protein of 439 amino acids. Gene Ontology annotation, biological process: anatomical structure development; regulation of transcription by RNA polymerase II. The record is from RefSeq and is a predicted model, not a curated record.
GGAUAAAAGCCUUCGGAUAUUUCCAAGCGUUUCUUCUCCAAAAGGUCAUGGGGGUCUUAAUCAACUAGGUGGCAUGUUUGUGAAUGGACGCCCGCUCCCGGAGGUCAUCCGGCAGAGGAUCGUGGACAUGGCACACCAGGGCGUACGACCUUGUGACAUCUCCCGCCAGCUGAGGGUCAGUCACGGCUGCGUCAGCAAGAUCCUGGGCAGGUAUUAUGAGACGGGCAGCAUUAAACCAGGAGUCAUUGGGGGCUCAAAGCCGAAAGUGGCGACUCCUAAAGUGGUGGAGAAGAUAGCGGAGUACAAGCGUCAGAACCCGACCAUGUUUGCGUGGGAGAUCAGAGACCGACUGCUGGCCGAGGGCGUUUGUGACGGUGACACUGUGCCCAGCGUCAGCUCCAUCAACAGGAUUAUUCGCACAAAAGUUCAACAGCCAUUCAACCUUCCUCUGGACAGUAAAGGCCUCAGUCCUGGACAUACACUGAUUCCCAGUUCAGCCGUCACUCCUCCAGAAUCUCCUCAGUCGGACUCUCUAGGCUCCACCUACUCCAUCAGCGGCCUGCUGGGAAUCCCACAGACCAACGCCGAGGGCAAGAGGAGCCGCGAUGACAGUGAUCAGGAGAGCUGUCGGCACAGUGUGGACUCUCAGGGCAGUGGCAGCGGACCCCGGAAACAGUUGAGGACCGAACACUUCCCUUCCCAGCACCUGGACUGCGGCUUUGAGAGGCACCACUACAGCUCCGACACAUUCAGCCAGACCGUGGCCGUGGGCAAAACAGAGCAGUCACUCUAUCCUCUCUCGCUCAUCAAUGGCAGUUUGAACGAGGGUAAAAGUGCUUCAGCUAUCAGUCGAAACCUGGCAGCACAUCAGGGAUACACAGUGGUUGCAGAAGCUCUACAGCCCCUCCCACUCUGUUUGAAACAGGAAAUGUCACCUGAGGUGAACAGCUCAAGCCCCUCCCCCAACAUCAUCGCUAAUUCAGCCUUCCUGGAGCUCACUUCCAUUUCGGCUCCGUCAUCAGUGCCCAUCGCUAACAGCUGCAGCAAUGCCACUCAUUUAUCUCAUGGCUUCAACUCAUUUUCCCAUCAUGCCCCAGUGCACGGGCAGUUCAGCAGCCCGCCGCUCAUUGCAGGCAGAGAUGUUGCGAGCUCAAUGCUACCCGGUUAUCCUCCACACAUCCCGUCGGCCACGCAGUCAGGCUUCUCGUCAUCCACCAUUACUGGGAUGGUAGCAGGUCCAGAAUACACGGGCCAGACCUACAGCCACACGCCAUACACUUCCUACAGUGACGCCUGGAGAUUCACCAACUCCAGCAUAUUAGGUUCCCCAUAUUACUACAGUUCAGCCGCGCGAGCGCCGCCUCCCUCCACCGCCGCUUAUGAUCAUCUCUAGUGCCGGACUUUUUACAGUGGAGUGUCCAAUGAAAGACACAAGGAGUGAAGAAAAACGAAAACAUUGAUGGACAAUACCUUUUAUUGCCUGUAAAACUAUUUAUGUCCUUUGUUCAAGGCGCGAUUAAAGGCCACGUUUACAUCUUCAUCCACCAGUCAGAACAUUUCUUGCCUGUGUUUUUAUUUCUCUGCAGCGAAAUAGUUCUGCAAACUGUUUUCAUAUAGGCUAUUCAUGGC